Closterium sp. Naga37s-1 is the source of this 3015-nucleotide messenger RNA. Lineage: Eukaryota; Viridiplantae; Streptophyta; Zygnematophyceae; Desmidiales; Closteriaceae. The record is from the annotation of a GenBank genome assembly.
AUGAACUUGAUAGCGAUGAACGACAAGGAUGAGAUCUAUGAGGAUCCUGAGUCUACUGAGGUUGAUGAGAGCGAGGACACGGAUGAUACGGGAGCGAGUGUGGAGGCAGCAGUGAAGCAGGAAGAAGAGAUAGUCACCAUGGAGGCAGCAGCGGUGAAUGAUGGAGAUGGAGAUGGUGUCAACACUUUUGCAGCAGCGGUCGUGGUUAAAGAUGAAGCAGUAAAUGCGAAGUGUGUGGGAGUUGAAGCUGUGAAAGGGGGCAUCAUGAUGAAGGGAUCAAAGGUGAAUGCAACUGCAAAGGGGCGUGUGCUUACGAAAGAGGAACACGUUAAGGGGUGUGAGACCCGAGAGGUGUUGGGUGUUAAGACACCGAGGAGAAGUGAGAGGCUUAAGAAAAUAUGUCAAGGUUUGGAUGACAAGGCGCUCAACUUCAAGACACGUAAGCAGAAGUUCAAGACUCCCUCCAUCCUCCCUCCAUCCUCCCUCCAUCCUCCCUCCAUCCUCCCUCCAUCCUCCCUCCAUCCUCCCUCCAUCCUCCCUCCAUCCUCCCUCCGUCCUCCCUCCGUCCUCCCUCCGUCCUCCCUCCGUCCUCCCUCCGUCCUCCCUCCGUCCUCCCUCCGUCCUCCCUCCGUCCUCCCUCCGUCCUCCCUCCGUCCUCCCUCCGUCCUCCCUCCGUCCUCCCUCCGUCCUCCCUCCGUCCUCCCUCCGUCCUCCCUCCAUCCUCCCUCCAUCCUCCCUCCAUCCUCCCUCCGUCCUCCCUCCGUCCUCCCUCCGUCCUCCCUCCGUCCUCCCUCCGUCCUCCCUCCGUCCUCCCUCCAUCCUCCCUCCAUCCUCCCUCCAUCCUCCCUCCAUCCUCCCUCCAUCCUCCCUCCAUCCUCCCUCCAUCCUCCCUCCAUCCUCCCUUCAUCCUUCCUCCAUCCUCCCCAGGUGCUCGUGGCAACAUCCAACCGCCCCCCAAUACGCCUCUACGAGAACGGCCUUCAACGGGACCUCUUCCUCCCCUUCAUCGCCCUCCUGCAGGCCCAGUGUGUGGUGCAUGAGAUCCAGUCAAUGACUGACUACAGAAAGCUGGCAGCGGUGAGUGAUGGUUACUGGGUGGAGCAGGGGUGGUACUUCACAGGCCCGGGGGCAGCAGAGCUGUUGGGAAAGAAGGUGGAACUGCUGGUUAGGGGUGCGGAGCUGGGCCCUGUGGACGUGGAAGUGCUCAUGGGAAGGAAACUCACGGUGCGUGGCUUCCUCUCAUUCUUUUGCUCUCACUCCUCUCACCAUGGGAGGGGCGGAGCUGGGCCCUGUGGACGUGGAAGUGCUCAUGGGGCGGAAGCUCAGAGUGAGCGGCGUAGUAGCAUUUCGUCCGUGCCUUUUCAUACCUUUGCUUGCCUUCCCUACUUCGUUCUCACCAUGGGAGGGGCGGGGCUGGGCCCUGUGGACGUGGAAGUGCUCAUGGGGAGGAAGCUCAGAAGUGAGUGGCUCUUGUUCUCCUCUCACUCCGUUGCUCUCACGUUUUCACCCUCACUCCUUCGCUCUCACUCCUUCGCUCUCACUCCUUCGCUCUCACUCCUUCGCUCUCACUCCGUCACUCUCCCAGUAAAAGACAGUGCUGUGCAACGAGCAGCCAAGGGAGUGGCCACAGUAAAGUUCUUUGAGCUCUGUGAGGUGCAACGAGCAGCCAAGGGAGUGGCGUCUGUCAAAUUCUUUGAGCUCUGUGAGGUGCCUCUCGGUGCUGCUGACUACUUCGCCCUCUGCAAGAAUUUCCACACUCUAGCCAUGGAGGGCAUUCCUGUAUUCGGAGCGUCCAACAGAGGGGCUGCGUAUCGAUUCGUUACUUUGAUAGAUGUGAUGUACGAGCACAAGACCCGCCUCGUCUGCUCGGCAGAGGGCACUCCCUUUGAGCUUCUGAGAAUUAUUUACAGUCUAUUUCCUCCCCCCAACCCCCCCCCCCUCUCCAGGACAGCCGCCAGGUCAGCGAGAUCUGAUGAUGCUGACGUGGCGGUGGACGACGAGCUGGGAUUCGCUAAGGACCGCACAGUCAGCAGUUCGUCCUUACCACCUGGCGCAAUGGGUUCCCAGCACAACCCCGACGAACUUAUGGGCGAGGAGGAGCUUGAUGCCUCCUUCUCGGUUGACUCCUUUUUCGCCGAGGAAGUGGUCACGCCCGCUGUCUCUGCUCCUCCCCCCGCUAAGCGCGUCUGUGCUGCUGGUUCCUCCAGUUCUGCGCCUGUGGCUCCCCCUGCGGCCUCGGUGGUGCCGCCUGUCACCCCGGUAACGGCUCCCAUGGCUGGACCUUCCACGGCAGCGCCUGUUCCUUCGGCGUCUACCCAGGAGGCUAAUCCUGUUGUCGCCCUCGCUAUUACCGGUCGUUACCUUCGUCUUCGUCGUAACCGUGACUCUGUGGGAGUUGUUGUCGCGGCGCUCGUCCGUGACACUGAUGCUGUUGUUGUUCUUCUCUUCCCUGAGGCCCUGGAACCUCACCGCAGCCGGAUCAUCACCCGUGUCCGUAGCAUCCUCCGCGGUCGCGACUUCGCUGGCGGUCGUGUUCCGGUGUUUGAAGCCUCCUCUGGUGAUCUCCUGCGCCUUCCUCGCAAAUCGUACUGUCGCCACGCGAUUCAAUGGCCGACGGUGGAUGACGCUAAUCGCUUCAAGCGCAUGCUCCCGAUCACCUACCGUUCGUCUGAAGGGCCGACGGUUGAGAUUAAGGUGUUCCAGGAUCCUGCCCCCGACUUCUCAGCUGCCAAAGCACGUGGCGAGACGGUCCUGGUGCUGCGCAACGUGCCCGUGGGGCUUGUUGUCCCCAGAAUCAUCGGCCAGCACCCUGCUGUGGCCUCCUUCAAGGCCGACCCCGGCACCUUCUUCAUCGGGACCGAUUUGAAGUGGAAGUCUGGUCUUGUGCUCUAUGCACCUUCUGCUGCGGCUGGGCACUGGACAGUGCGAUGGAACAUAUCGCCAGUCCCGCUCACAAGAACGCUCUUCAGCUGGCUUCUGUCAACAUCACGCCCCUGGAGGAGUUCGGGGAUGUGA